AUAUUUUACAGAACAAGGCAGAAAGUGGAGAGGAGAUCGGUGGCAGCUAUUUGAAAUAAACUGAAGAAAUAGUGAUGUAGAAGUGGCCUUUAAGUAAAGGUGGAUUGAUAAGAGACUAAUAAACAUUUAGAGGGAGAGUAUAACAGCAAGUAGGUGUCUUUGGCACCUUGUCCAUAAGAUGAACUAAAUAGAAAUUGAAGUACAGGAACCUUAACCAGCACAAAAUCCAUUGACAGCACCAACGUAAAGGAUACUCUCAAUCUGGUGCUGGUGAUGUCCCUUCUCUAAGCCCUGGAAACGUAGGUGAUGGGUUGUGCACAGUGUAAGGGGAAUGAUGGUGGGGAAAAGGAAGAGGGUGUCAUGCAGAAUAUUCACCAGGAUCAACGCUAUUGUCCGGACCCUACACAGACCUUCCGCAUCACAGACAAUCAUCUAUCUCUUACCCCAACAUUUGGAUUUGGCGGAGUACAUACAGGAGUAGUUUCAGGAGGGAUAACUCUCUUUGUUGCACUAUAUAACUAUGAGGCAAGAACCGAGGAUGAUCUAACUUUUGAGAAGGGCGAGAAAUUCCACAUUAUUAACAACACUGAGGGAGACUGGUGGGAGGCUCGAUCACUGAAAACAGGAGAAACAGGGUACAUCCCCAGUAACUAUGUUGCACCUGCAAACUCCAUCCAAGCAGAAGAAUGGUACUUUGGGAAAGUUAGCAGAAAAGAUGCAGAGAGGCAGCUCUUGAGCGAGAGCAACCAGCGUGGAAGCUUCAUGAUCAGAGAGAGUGAAACCACCAAAGGAGCUUACUCACUCUCAGUCCGUGACAUGGAUGACAUGAAAGGUGACCACGUGAAGCAUUACAAGAUCCGAAAAUUGGACACUGGAGGAUAUUACAUCACAACACGGGUCCAGUUUGAUAGCGUAACAGAGCUGGUCAAACAUUACAUGGAGUACAAUGAUGGCUUAUGCCACCUGCUGACAAAACCCUGCAUUAACCUGACACCGCAGACCAUGGGACUAUCAAAAGAUGCCUGGGAAAUAUCUAGAGAUUCCAUCUCUCUGGACAAGAAAUUGGGACAGGGAUGUUUUGGAGACGUCUGGAAGGGAACCUGGAGUGGGACAACCAAGGUGGCUGUGAAGACUCUCAGGCCAGGGACCAUGUCUCCAGAGGCUUUUCUGGAGGAGGCUCAGAUAAUGAAAAAGCUUCGCCAUGAUAAACUCGUCCAAUUAUAUGCAGUAGUAUCUGAGGAGCCCAUAUAUAUCGUGACUGAAUAUAUGUCCCAAGGUAGUUUUCUGGAAUAUCUGAAGGAAGGGGAUGGUCGAUACCUUAAGUUGCCUCAACUGGUGGACAUGACAGCACAGAUAGCCUCUGGCAUGGCAUAUAUUGAACGGAUGAAUUAUAUACAUCGUGAUCUCAGAGCUGCCAAUAUUCUUGUGGGUGACAACUUGGUCUGUAAAAUAGCGGAUUUCGGCCUUGCCCGUCUCAUUGAGGACAACGAGUACACAGCAAGGCAGGGUGCCAAGUUCCCAAUUAAGUGGACAGCCCCUGAAGCUGCAUUGUAUGGCAAAUUCACCAUUAAAUCCGAUGUCUGGUCUUUCGGGAUCCUAGUCUGUGAGGUGGUGACGAAGGGAAGAAUUCCGUAUCCAGGUAUGAGUAACAGAGAAGUUCUCGAGCAGGUGGAGAGAGGCUACCGAAUGCCAAGCCCUCCAGGCUGCCCUCCAUCUCUCCACGAGCUCAUGCUGCACUGUUGGAAGGCAGACCCUGAGGAGCGACCAACAUUUGAGUACUUGCAGUCCUUUUUGGAAGAUUAUUUCACAGCCACUGAGCCGCAGUAUCAGCCUGGAGACAAUAUCUAAGAUUGGGGAAGGAGGUAUGAAGGAAAGUGGAAUGUCCUGAUAUAACGACUGGGAAAGCCAUUUCGAAAAUUCAGUGAUUUAUGUAAGGGACAGACUGUAAUUUCUUAGGAAAUGGAGGAUAAACAUUUCCAAUGGAAUCCACUUUAAGAACAAGGGCUAACUAUUGCCAAAACCUGGGAGAUGCUUUUGGCACACGUUUGAACUGGUUGAUCAAAAACAAAUAUUCCUUAAAAAAUAAUGUGAC
Molecule: messenger RNA, 2092 nt
Organism: Pelobates fuscus (common spadefoot toad)
Lineage: Eukaryota; Metazoa; Chordata; Amphibia; Anura; Pelobatidae
Gene: FGR
Product: FGR proto-oncogene, Src family tyrosine kinase
Exons: 13
Coding region: 307-1848 (513 amino acids)
Biological process (GO): innate immune response; integrin-mediated signaling pathway; cell surface receptor protein tyrosine kinase signaling pathway
Cellular component (GO): extrinsic component of cytoplasmic side of plasma membrane
Molecular function (GO): ATP binding; non-membrane spanning protein tyrosine kinase activity; signaling receptor binding
Source: RefSeq, a predicted model, not a curated record